Uloborus diversus is the source of this 919-nucleotide messenger RNA. Its product is annotated as alpha-ketoglutarate-dependent dioxygenase alkB homolog 6-like. The record is from RefSeq and is a predicted model, not a curated record. Lineage: Eukaryota; Metazoa; Arthropoda; Arachnida; Araneae; Uloboridae. The coding region runs from base 159 to 851 and encodes 230 amino acids. The transcript has 6 exons.
AACAGUUGUCGGUUCAGGUUUUGAUUUUGAUCAUAGCAGUUUUCGUCAUCUCAGGAAAUUACGGCUUUUAUGCUUUUUAUAAAUUCAUGAUGUUUUUUUGGACCAAAUAGAUUUCACUCGUCUAUGCAAUUUUUUUUUCGAGAAUUUGUUUUUGAGCGAUGUCAGGUUAUGGAAAAUACAAAGUAAAAAAUCUUCCCAAUUCAGCAUAUUAUAUUCCUAAUUUCAUAAGUUCAUCUGAAGAGAACUUUCUUUUGGAAAAAAUUUACAGUGCUCCAAAACCGAAAUGGAAGACAUUAUCAAAUCGAAGACUUCAGAAUUGGGGUGGACUGCCUCAUCCUAAAGGCAUGAUUCAAGAAGAGUUACCAAAGUGGCUGUGCAACGUUAUAGACAAAAUUUCAGACUUGAAUAUAUUUGGAGAAAAGGUACCAAAUCAUGUGUUAGUAAAUGAGUAUUUGCCUGGUCAAGGUAUUAUGCCCCAUGAAGAUGGUCCUCUAUUUUAUCCAACUAUUGCUACUGUGAAUAUUGGAUCUCAUACAGUGUUGGAUUAUUAUGAAAAAAUAAAUACAGAAGAAUGUUCAGAAGCAAAAUUGGAGACAGGGCAUAACAAGAAACAUAUUGGAUCACUAUUAUUGGAGCGAUGCAGCUUACUACUGGUGCAAGAUAAUUUGUAUCAGGAAUAUCUUCAUGGAAUACAAGAAAGAACUGUGGAUUCUAUAACAGAAAACAUUAAAAAUUUGGAUUCAGUUAGUGCAGAUGAAGGGCAAGAGCUUAAUCGGGAUUCAAGAAUUUCGCUAACAAUCAGGCAUGUGCCUCACACUGUAAAAACCAAAUUUCUGUUUGGAAUAAAAUAAUUAUCUCAUUAGUUUUUAAUUUUAUGAUCUGUUUGUUUGCAAAUAUGCAUAAAUAAUUAGAUAAAAAA